This is a messenger RNA of Endocarpon pusillum Z07020, 1629 nucleotides long. RefSeq lists its product as uncharacterized. The record is from RefSeq and is a predicted model, not a curated record. Lineage: Eukaryota; Fungi; Ascomycota; Eurotiomycetes; Verrucariales; Verrucariaceae. The transcript is spliced from 2 exons. Gene Ontology annotation, molecular function: glutathione binding; ATP binding; glutathione synthase activity. Gene Ontology annotation, cellular component: cytosol. The coding region runs from base 1 to 1629 and encodes 542 amino acids. Gene Ontology annotation, biological process: glutathione biosynthetic process.
AUGCACUCUCUACCGUAUGCCAAUUAUCCGCCUUUUAUCAGUCGUGAGCAGGAAGAAUACGUUCUAAGCACUAUCAAGGACUGGUCCAUUCAGCAUGGUCUGACGGUGAGGCCAUCGUCCUCAUUUGUACCUGGGGAGGUAGACAAAUCUGGGGUGCUUGCAACGACAGCGCCUGUCACGCUCUUCCCGAGUCCUUUCCCAGAAUCCUGCUUCCGGCAAGCACAUUUCCUUCAGACCACCUACAAUGAGCUUUACGCAGCAAUUAGUAAUGAUGAGGUGUGGAUCGAGGAGGUCAUGAAAGGGCUCAUUGAAGUGGAUGAUUUUAUCAAAAACCUCUGGAAAGUACACCAGUCCGUCAAGGAAGAGGGUUAUGUUCAACAACUGUCACUCGGCCUGUUUCGCUCCGAUUACAUGCUCCAUGCACCGUCAAGUCACGAGCUACCCUCUCUCAGACAAGUGGAAUUCAACACUAUCUCUUCCUCAUUUGGUGGCCUUUCUGCCCUUGUCACUUCUCUACACACACACCUUCUAACGUUCACGGAUCCCUCUGCUCACCUAGCCUACCCAAACCAUCCUUUGUUCGAAGCAAGGGAGGCUGGAUCAGCAAAUUCAAAUUCGCAGGCUUUGCCAUCAGAUGCAACCAUCAACGUGCCACCAGUCAAUGAUGCUGUGCAAGUCCUACAAACCGGCCUAUCAGCCGCUCAUGAAGCCUAUGCCUCCUCCAAAUCAGAACCCAAAUUACCUCUCUGUAUCCUAUUCCUGGUUCAGGACCACGAGCGCAAUAUUUUCGACCAGCUCGCCCUCUCUUCGACUUUGAAAUUCCCGGUUUUCCGCCUGCUGACCAGUCAAAUCCUCUCACACACUUCCAUCGACCCAGACAACCACCUGAGACCUCUCGUAUACACACCUCCAUCCUCCCCCGCAACCCGCUUCGAGGUGACAACAAUCUAUCUCCGUGCAUUAUACGCACCAGCCGAAUACACCUCCGCCGAAUCAUGGUCCGCCCGUCUCCACCUCGAACGGUCCGCAGCCAUCAAAUGCCCCGGCGUACUCAGCCAACUCGCCGGCUGCAAGAAAGUGCAACAGGUGCUCACCUCCAUCUCGCCUGACCAUGUCCGUCGAUUCCUCCCCAACGCCUCCCAAAGCACACUAUCCUCUCUCCGAUCAACAUUUGCCCCACAAUACGACCUAAAUCCCAACUCCGAAGGUCUCGCCAUCGCUCUUGACGAAUCACGAGCAGCAAAUCACGUGCUAAAGCCCCAACGCGAAGGCGGCGGGAACAACAUCUACAGAACCGCCAUACCUGGCUUCCUGAAGUCUCUCCCAUCAAAGGAACACUAUCGCUCCUACAUCCUCAUGGAACUGAUCCACCCCCCCGCAGAGGCUAAGAACACGGUCCUCCGCUCCGACGGGACGGUCAUUAGUGGGAACGUGAUCAGCGAGCUUGGCGUCUUUGGUGCGUGUCUGUGGAGACAGGGUGAGCGGACUGGAGAUGGUGCCACAAGGAGCGGGUUCGAGAUCUUGCAUAAUGAGGGGGGAGGGUAUCUGAUGCGGACGAAGGGGAAGGAUAGCGAUGAAGGGGGUGUGGCAGCCGGGUUUAGUUGUUUGGAUAGUGUGCUUCUGUAUUGA